This is a messenger RNA of Gavialis gangeticus (Gharial), 1367 nucleotides long. It is a transcript of the gene CKB, whose product is annotated as creatine kinase B. The coding region runs from base 35 to 1180 and encodes 381 amino acids. The transcript is spliced from 7 exons. Gene Ontology annotation, molecular function: creatine kinase activity. Gene Ontology annotation, biological process: phosphocreatine biosynthetic process. NCBI's taxonomy places the organism in Eukaryota, Metazoa, Chordata, Crocodylia, Gavialidae. The record is from RefSeq and is a predicted model, not a curated record.
GGCUCCUUUGCUCUCCUCCCCAGUGGGGUCAGCCAUGCCCUUCUCGAACAGCCACAACCUGCUGAAGAUGAAGUACUCAGCCGAGGAUGAGUUCCCGGACCUGAGCGUUCACAACAACCACAUGGCCAAGGUGCUGAGUCCGGAGCUGUACUCCAAGCUGAGGGGCAAGCAGACGCCCAGUGGCUUCACGCUGGACGACGUCAUCCAGACUGGGGUUGACAACCCAGGCCAUCCCUUCAUCAUGACUGUAGGAUGUGUAGCUGGUGAUGAAGAAUCCUAUGAUGUGUUUAAGGAACUCUUUGAUCCAGUUAUUGAAGACCGACAUGGAGGCUACAAACCAAGUGAUGAGCACAAGACUGACUUGAACUCUGAUAACCUUCAGGGUGGUGAUGACCUGGAUCCUAACUACGUGCUAAGUUCCCGUGUCAGAACUGGCAGGAGUAUCCGUGGAUUCUGUCUUCCCCCUCACUGUAGCAGAGGAGAGAGGCGGGCGAUAGAAAAGCUUUCUGUUGAAGCCCUGGGAAGUCUGGAAGGUGACCUGAAAGGGAAAUAUUAUGCUCUGAAGAACAUGACUGAUGCAGAGCAGCAGCAGCUGAUUGAUGAUCACUUCCUGUUUGAUAAGCCAGUUUCUCCUCUUCUGUUGGCAUCUGGAAUGGCACGAGACUGGCCAGAUGCCAGAGGUAUCUGGCACAAUGACAACAAGACCUUCCUUGUCUGGAUCAAUGAGGAAGAUCACCUUAGAGUUAUUUCUAUGCAGAAAGGAGGCAAUAUGAAAGAAGUAUUCACCCGCUUCUGCAGUGGGCUAACGCAGAUUGAAACACUGUUUAAAACAAAAAAUUAUGAAUUCAUGUGGAACCCCCACUUGGGCUACAUCCUGACCUGCCCAUCCAACCUGGGAACAGGUCUCCGUGCUGGUGUCCAUAUCAAGCUGCCAAACCUUGGCAAGCAUGAGAAGUUUGGAGACAUUCUCAAGAGGCUGAGGCUGCAGAAACGAGGCACAGGUGGUGUUGAUACUGCUGCUGUUGGAGGAGUGUUUGAUGUUUCCAAUGCUGACCGUCUGGGCUUCUCGGAGGUAGAGCUGGUGCAGAUGGUGGUUGAUGGUGUGAAGCUGCUGACUGAAAUGGAAAAACAACUUGAAAAUGGUCAGUCUAUUGAUGACCUCAUACCAGCUCAGAAAUAAAAGCACUUUAAUUCCAUGCUUCCUAACUUAUUGGAUGAAUAACAAAUAUCACUCCAAUCAAAACCCUGGGGUUGAAACCCACUUAGUAACACUGUAGAAAAGUCUUCCAUCCAUCUGUGUUAGAGUUUAUUUUUUUGAUGGCUGAGAUGUUGCUGAAAAACUGAAAUAAACUAUUGUUUUGGCUUGA